UUUGGUGUUCAUCUUUGGAGUUGACUACAUCUUAUGGAAAGUAGGUCUCUUCAAUCAGUAUGUGUUCCUGAGAUCAGUUAUGGAUAUCACGGGGAAACUUGUGUUUAGAGAUCCAAAGCUCAUCAUCAAAGAUGUGGCCAUUAAGGGUGUACCGGUGAGGGUAUACCAGCCCAAAGCACCACAGAGUUUACGAAGGGGAAUCAUCCACAUACAUGGAGGCGCUACCGUAGCAGGAAGCAUUGGAAUCACCCUGAUUGGGUACAGUCUGAGCCCAGAGCAUUCCUACCCACUUCAGUUUCAACAGUGUCUCGACGUCACCGUACAUUUGUUGGAACAUGCCGAAGACUACGAGGUGGAUCCUGCCCGUGUAAUAGUUUGUGGGGACAGCUUUGGGGGCUUACUCACUGCGGUCACUUGCCAGGUGGUGGGACAAAGAAGAGACCUACCAAAACCACGGGCUCAGAUACUGCUCUAUCCUCUCCUUCAAAUGGUGAAGUUUAACUUGCCUUCAUACCUGCAAAACGGCAGGACUCCCAUCUUGUUCAAAAGGCAGGUUUUAAGAUUUGGGUUACAGUAUUUGAAGAGAGAUAUAUCAAUUACUGAUCUGAUCUUGGAAGGUGCCCAUGUCUCCGAAGACAUGAAAAUGAAGUAUAAAAAAUGGCUAAGUGUAGAGAAUAUCCCCGAAGAAUUCCGAAAGAGAGAGGCUAAAGUAGUCACUCCUGCACCCCCUUUUAGGGAUAUUUACGAAGGUUUCGAGUUGGCCGCUAGCCCAAAACUAUCCCCACUUUUCGCUGAGGACGAGGUCAUUCGGCAGCUGCCUGAGACGCUUAUUUUAACCUGCCAGUACGAUGUCCUGAGAGAUGAAGGGAUUUUGUACAAAAAACGAUUGGAAGAGAAUGGCGUUCCGGUGUCCUGGUGCCAUCUUGUGGAUGGAUUCCAUGCAGCACUUUUCUUGGUUAACAAUGUCUUCUUCCAUUUCCCCUGCACCAAAACAGGAAUGGACCAUGUUGUCAAUUUCAUCAGAGGUUUAUAAACCUGUAAUAUAUCCAGUCAG
Gekko japonicus is the source of this 1054-nucleotide messenger RNA. Its product is annotated as arylacetamide deacetylase-like 3. NCBI's taxonomy places the organism in Eukaryota, Metazoa, Chordata, Lepidosauria, Squamata, Gekkonidae. Bases 80 to 1033 code for a protein of 317 amino acids. The transcript is spliced from 4 exons. Gene Ontology annotation, molecular function: hydrolase activity. The record is from RefSeq and is a predicted model, not a curated record.